CGCCGCCGCCGCCGACGCCACCGCCGCAGCCAUCGUUGCCGCCGACGCCAUGUUACUAACUACCUAUUCGCUGCUCGCGCUUGCGACGCUGUUUGUCGCUUCAGACGCUAAAGUCACGGAUGUAUCUCUUGUGGGUGGACCUUGCACAAAAUUUAUUAUUGAUAUCCCACCUAGGCCUAUUCCGUACAACAUUUCCCUAACACACCCUAAGCUUUCAAUGAUGUCCUACGACAAUAAUAAUCCACUGAAAAUAAUCCCAAAUUACUGUGCUGAGUUCCACGAAGAGAUUUCAAGGCAGUCAGUUGAAGUUUGCAACGACUAUCCCCACAAAACGGAGGUCCUGUUGAGGUCACCGGAUGCGCGUGCGCUGGGUGACAUUGUGACGUCUCCCAUCUACGCCACCUGUUACAAAGACCCGGAGUGUGGACCUCUAUACAUUAAAAUUGAACAGAAUUGCAGAAGACCAGCCUUCUAAAUGAGAAAGAUGAAUAUGCAAGUAUUUGGAAAUUUGAUUAGUAUCUCAUAACUUCAGUAUUUCCUUAAAUAUACAUGUACGUAUA
Leguminivora glycinivorella is the source of this 560-nucleotide messenger RNA. RefSeq lists its product as uncharacterized. The record is from RefSeq and is a predicted model, not a curated record. The coding region runs from base 50 to 475 and encodes 141 amino acids. The transcript has 3 exons. Lineage: Eukaryota; Metazoa; Arthropoda; Insecta; Lepidoptera; Tortricidae.